Hyphopichia burtonii NRRL Y-1933 is the source of this 330-nucleotide messenger RNA. RefSeq lists its product as uncharacterized. The transcript has a single exon. The record is from RefSeq and is a predicted model, not a curated record. NCBI's taxonomy places the organism in Eukaryota, Fungi, Ascomycota, Pichiomycetes, Serinales, Debaryomycetaceae. The coding region runs from base 1 to 330 and encodes 109 amino acids.
AUGUUUUCCAGAUCAUUCAGAAGCAUUCGUCCAUUGAUAAACAAAAGAUUCCAAUCACACGCUGCCGAAGCAUCGAGCGUCAAGCCAUCAACAUUCACCAAUAAAUACAAUUUUGACAUAAAUCCACCACAAGUCCACCACUACUGGAACUACUACAACGGCGCCGCUCUUGUGUUAUUCUGUCCAGCUUUCUUGGCCGUUGCCUACUUAUUCCAAUACACCGGUUCCAACUUGGAAGGAUACGAUGGUUUCAUACAAUACGCCGAUAGCGAAAACUCCCCAUUGAAAACACUCAAAUUCGGUGAAACUCAACAACCAGCCAGAAAAUGA